GACUGACUGCAAAGGCACUGAGCACUUUCGGAUUUCCAGAAAAUUCCAAAUAUUUUCUUAGCAUAAUCAAAAGAGCACUGUCAGGCAACACAAUUGAGCGCGUCUCAAGCACGGCCGGCACUUGGGAUCAGUGAAUGCGAAUAUCAACCACAUUUUAAUACAGCAAACACGCAACAACGACAUGGCCAAAUGGGGAGAGGGUGAUCCACGCUGGAUUGUUGAGGAGAGACCCGAUGCGACCAAUGUGAACAACUGGCAUUGGACGGAAAAGAAUGCGACGCCCUGGUCCAAAGAGCGACUGCCACAGUUGUUUACCGACUUUAAAAUAGAACAACAAGACAUCGAAUGCGUGGUGGAUUCGGUGGACAAGUGCAACGGGGAGGCGACCGUCAACAAUCGAAAGGGCAAAUUGAUAUUCUUCUACGAAUGGGAGCUGGUGCUCAAGUGGUCCGGCCGCCUGCUUAAGAACAGCAAUCUGAGCCACAAGGGCAAGCUGACCAUACCGAAUUUGUCCGAGGAGAACGAUCUGGAGGACGUGGAGAUCACGGUGACCAUUGACGAAUCGAACGACGAGUCGGAGACACUCAAACAAUUCAUGUACAACGAGGGCAGAGAGCGCAUACGCUACCAGCUGGGCGUCUACAUCAAGGAGCUGAAGGAGGAAUAUUCCAAGAACUUGAUACUACCAAAGAAGGACGCCAACAGCAGCGACUCGACUGCGGAGGCAAACGAUGCCAAGAAUGCGAAAAAUGCGGCCCAAAAGGCUGCGUCGCUCCCAUCAGCCGCCGCCGUGCCCAAAUCAUCCUCCAACAGCGCAACGCGCAGUGUCGGCUGCAAGCUGGACGUGCGCACGCUCUCCAUGACCGAGGAGUUUCAUUGCAAUGCCAAUGAUCUCUACAACGCGCUGACAAAGCCCGAAAUGGUCACUGCAUUUACACGUGCGCCCGCCAAAGUGGACGCCGUACGCGGCGGCGAAUUUGUGCUCUAUGGCGGCAAUGUGCUUGGCAAGUUUGAGGAACUGGUGCCCGAAAAGAAGAUCCAACAGAGCUGGCGUCUGAAAAACUGGUCAUCUGGUCACUACUCGAAUGUCGUCAUCGAACUGGAGGAAACUUCUUCCAGCACGAUGAUGACGCUUAAGCAGACCGGUAUUCCCGCCACCGAAUAUGAUGCGAUGAGGACAAAUUGGUAUCGAUACUAUUGGCAUAGCAUCAAGCAAACCUUCGGAUUUGGCUCCUCCAUAUCUGAUGCCUUAUAAGCUGCACCAUGAGCACAUGGACACUGGCCAGGCCUAAAUGCUUAUUAUCACACGAGUUCCAUUCUACAGCGCUGCAAAUUGAUUUUCACCACCUUUAAGCUAUCAUUUCUGUGCGGCUGCGUGCCGGCGCACUUUGUUAACACUUGAAUACGGCAUGAAAACUUAUAGACGGAAACACUGUUCGACAGCAGCAGCAGCAGCAGUAACAAAAAUAUUAAAUAAAUCAACAAAUCAGGUCAUUUAGUCAUUGUUCAAUCUAUGCCACUCACUCGACACUGAUUCACACCUUAUAUAAACGGCGAAAUAAAU
Drosophila novamexicana is the source of this 1564-nucleotide messenger RNA. RefSeq names its product activator of 90 kDa heat shock protein ATPase homolog 1. Gene Ontology annotation, biological process: positive regulation of ATP-dependent activity; protein folding. The transcript is spliced from 4 exons. The record is from RefSeq and is a predicted model, not a curated record. NCBI's taxonomy places the organism in Eukaryota, Metazoa, Arthropoda, Insecta, Diptera, Drosophilidae. Gene Ontology annotation, cellular component: cytosol. The coding region runs from base 182 to 1255 and encodes 357 amino acids. Gene Ontology annotation, molecular function: ATPase activator activity; protein-folding chaperone binding.